AUGACGACUAAUAUCAGCUUAAGCGAAUAUGACAUUCCUGGUGCCUCCCUAAAAGGUCGAAAUGCUUCAGAAUUAAAAAACGAUGAACUAAAAUUUUGGUUGAAAUGUAGAGGAGACUCUGGGAAAGGACUUAAAACAAAAGCAGAACUUGUGAAAAGAGUCGAAGAAUUCAUCAAGAAUGGUAAAGACAAACAAAUCGUGGAUCCCGAUCCAAAUCAACUGUACACGCGAAGAAAACUUUCUUUGACCAAGUCUACUUCUAGUAAUUGUUCCAACGAGCCUCGAGUACGAUCGGUAAAAUAUCCUGAAGAAAACUGGGGUACUUCUCUAGAGAAAAUGCCACUGUUUACAAAGGCUGAAAUGGACGAGCACAUUGUAAAUUCUGGUAAAAAAAUCGCGAACAAAGAGAGCACAAGCGUUCCAACCAACUUGAGGAAAGCACAGACUUUUCUUCAAGAUGAGUAUCUUCACGAAAUUAUAACAACAAGUGAUCAACGAGGGUUCUAUUUUAAAGCCAAAUGCUCUCACAGUUUUAAAAAGAGUGAUGCCCCUCAUGACCUUAAGCUUGCAAUAUGCAUUAUAUCUGGUAAAGUGUUGCAUGCAUUUUGUAGUUGUGUCGCUGGCACCGUUGGAUAUUGCAAUCACAUCUUAGCUUUAAUGCUAAAACUUUGCAAGUAUACUUUGUAUGACUGUAAGUCGACGAAGGAUCUUUGUAAAGAUAAAGAUGAGACUGAAGGUCUAGCUUGUACUUCAGAACUACAAAAAUGGCACAGAAAGGGAGGAGGCUCUAACAUUUCACCACAGCCCAUCUCCAGUGUGAUAGUAAAUAAAACUAAAUGCGAAACUAGUUCUACUAGAACUUCUAAAGAUGGAGGAGUGAAGUCACUUCUUUAUGAAGCAAGGAUAAGUGCAGUAUGUCAUGAAGAAAAAAUUGAACAAUUCAAGCAAGAUUUGACUAAAAUUUAUGCAAACAUGGGACUAUCUCAAAUGGCAUCAGAUACUAGACAACACAACAUGGUGGACACCAAAUUUGGUAAAUGCCCAAUAGGUUCCUUUGGAUCCUAUCAGUCAUCAAUGGUAAAUCCUUUAUCGGCCAUAACAAGAUCUUUGUCAUCAAAUGGCAAGUCCAGAAAGCCACUGCGAACAACAAUUUCUCUGUCAGAUAUUGAGCCAGUGUAA
Molecule: messenger RNA, 1179 nt
Organism: Stylophora pistillata
Lineage: Eukaryota; Metazoa; Cnidaria; Anthozoa; Scleractinia; Pocilloporidae
Source: RefSeq, a predicted model, not a curated record